AUGCUUCCUUGCUUAAUUAUUUUCUUUUAUUUACUUUCUUUUUGCUUUUAUUUAUUUUCUCACUUUCUUUUUUUUUCUUUUAUAUAUUUUCUUGCUUUCUUUUUUUCUUGUAUUUCUUUCCUUGCUUUCUUUCUUUUAUUUAUUUCUUCAUUUACUUUUUCUUCUUUUAUUUAUUUGCUUGCUUUCUUUUUUCUUUUAUUUCUUUCCUUGCUUAUUUCUUCUUCUUUUAUUUACUACAUUGCUUUCCUUUUCUUCUUUUAUUUAUUACCUUGCUUUAUUUUUCAAUAUUCAUUGUCUGUUCAUCAUGUUUCUUCUUUUAAUCUUCCUUUCUUUUUUAUUUCUUUUCCUCUUUUCAAUUCACUUUCUUCUCUUCCUCUGAAACAUUUUCCUUUUCCCACUGAUUCUUUCUCCAAUAAUUCCCUUUCAAAUAUUCAACUGCAGAGAAAGGAUCAUGGGAAAUUUGGAGCCAACAGUCUACAUGAGAUUUCAUUAUUACUAUUAUUAUACUUUUUCUUCCUCUUCAUUAUUAUUAUAAUCUUUUCCUCUUCUUUUAUCUUCUUUUCAUUCUUCUACUUCUUUUUCUUCUUCUUCUUAUUUGACUCUCUCUUUUCAUUCUUCUUCUACUUCUUUUUCUUCUUCUUCUUAUUUGACUCUCUCUUUUCAUUCUUCUUCUACUUCUUUUUCUUCUUCUUCUUCUUAUUUGACUCUCUCUUUUCAUUCUUCUUCUACUUCUUUUUCUUCUUCUUCUUCUUAUUUGACUCUCUCUUUUCAUUCUUCUUUUUUUCUUCUUCUUAUUUGACUUCUUCUUCUUCUUCUUAUUUGACUCUCUUAUUUGACAUUCUUCUUCUACUUCUUUUCUUCUUCUUCUUAUUUGACUCUCUCUUUUCAUUCUUCUUCUUCUUCUUUUUUUCUUCUUCUUCUUAUUUGACUCUCUCUUUUCAUUCUUCUUCUUCUUUUUUUUUCUUCUUCUUCUUUUUUAUCUCUCUUUUCAUUCUUCUUCUACUUCUUUUUCUUCUUCUUCUUAUUUGA
Messenger RNA from Acanthosepion pharaonis, 1029 nucleotides. NCBI's taxonomy places the organism in Eukaryota, Metazoa, Mollusca, Cephalopoda, Sepiida, Sepiidae. The record is from the annotation of a GenBank genome assembly.